Punica granatum (pomegranate) is the source of this 2674-nucleotide messenger RNA. The record is from RefSeq and is a predicted model, not a curated record. NCBI's taxonomy places the organism in Eukaryota, Viridiplantae, Streptophyta, Magnoliopsida, Myrtales, Lythraceae.
UUUUCGUCUCCCUGAACCCAUCCGUACAGCUCCUCUCGCCUCUGCAGCUCGCCACUGCUCCUCUUCCGGUCGGCGUGAAGGAAGCUGACCCCCGUCCCUCACUUCAACUUCCCGGGCCUUCACUUGCUUCCCCGGCGACGACCUCCUCUAAUCUGCAACUGCAGCUGCACCUUCCUCCACUUCCGGCAGCGGCUCCGUCAUCGCCAAGUUGAAGAAGUGAAAGAGACAAGCCGGCGAGAAGCUCCGAUGUCGCAGUUGCGGGGAAGCUGCCAUUGUUGAUCUUAAUAUAUAAGAGCGUGGCCUCUACCUCAACGAAUUGCGUAAGGACCUCGCGAACUUCAGUGGGUCGACUGCCUCCAUCAAUGGCCUCCUACAGGCCGUAUCCUCAGCAGUCAUCGUUUGUUCCUCCCCCGAACCAGAACUCUCUUCCCCCGCCACCGCAUCCACCCCCGCCGAGAGGUCAGUAUUCACGUGGCUGGGGUUACGGCAGCAGCGGCGGUGGCAGCGGCAGCGGCAGCGAUGCGUCUUCUAAUUACCAAAUGCCGCCCAAUUCGAAUUACCAUCACCAGCCCUAUAAUUCUUCUUCGAGACCACCCCAACAGCCUCCGCCGCCGCCGCAUUACUCAUAUGCUCCGCCACCUCCCCCUCCGCCUCCACCAGAUUCUUCGUAUCCACCUCCACCCCCGCCACCGCCUUCGCAACCUCCACCCAUGUACUAUCCCUCUUCUUCUCAAUACUCGCAAUACACUUCCCAAACGGAGCCGCCACAGCCGCCGCCUCCCCCUCCGUCCCCACCCCCUAGCUCUUCGAUCCCUCCCCCACCUCCCCCAAGUUCACCACCUCCGCCUCCACCUGCACAGAGUAAAGAGAGCAGUGCACCCGGCAGGAGGCCGUAUGAUCAUGACAAGGGAGCGGUACCUAGGGAGCGAGAAUCAGGGCGGUUGAGUCACGGUGCUUCUGUCAAACAGCCAAUGAAGCCCCCAGCUCCUGGGGUGAAAAGGCCUAAUGGGAAUUCGGUGAGGAUGGAAACUGAGGAAGAAAGGCGGUUGAGGAAGAAGAGAGAGUAUGAGAAGCUAAGGCAGGAGGAGAAGCAUAGACAGCAGUUAAAGGAGCACAAUUCGGUCUUACAAAAGACUCAGACGCAGAACAUGUCUUCUGGGAAAGGCCACGGUUCAAUUGUUGGAUCCCGUAUGGGUGACAAGCGAGCAACUCCAUUGCUGAGCAGUGAGAGGAAUGAAAAUAGGUUAAAAAAGCCAACUACCUUCUUGUGCAAAAUGAAAUUCCGAAAUGAACUUCCAGACCCAAGUGCUCAGAUGAAGCUUAUGUCUAUGAAGAAAGAUAAAGACCGAUUUACUAAAUAUACCAUCACAUCCCUGGAGAAGAUGUGGAAGCCUCAGCUGUAUGUUGAGCCAGAUCUUGGAAUACCACUUGAUCUGCUUGAUCUUAGUGUCUACAACCCUCCAUCUGUAAAGCCACCCCUUGCUCCUGAAGAUGAAGAAUUGCUGCGAGAUGAUGAUGUGGUGACCCCAAUAAAGAAGGACGGCAUCAGAAAGAAAGAUAGGCCUACCGAUAAGGGCGUUUCUUGGCUUGUGAAAACACAAUACAUUUCUCCUCUUAGUUUGGAUUCAGCAAAGCUGUCUUUAACUGAGAAACAAGCCAAGGAAUUGCGAGAGCUGAAAGGAGGCCGCAACAUUUUGGACAAUCUUAAUAACAGGGAAAGACAGAUUAAGGACAUUGAGGCAUCAUUUGAGGCCUGUAAAUCCCGCCCAGUGCAUGCUACUAACAAAAAUCUCUAUCCAGUUGAAGUUUUGCCCCUUUUUCCUGAUUUUGAUCGGUACAAUGAUCAAUUUGUCCUGGCAACAUUUGACAAUGCUCCUACAGCUGAUUCAGAAAAUUACAGUAAGCUGGACCUUGCUGUUCGUGAUGAACACGAAUCAAGGGCCAUUAUGAAGAGUUACAUGGCAAAUGGCUCUGAUCCAGCCCAUCCAGAGAAGUUUUUGGCAUACAUGGUCCCAUGUACUGAUGAGUUAGCCAAAGAUAUGCUUGAUGAAGAGGAAGAUAUCAACUAUUCCUGGGCCAGAGAGUACAAUUGGGAUGUACGGGGUGAUGAUGCCGAUGACCCCACAACAUAUUUCGUGUCAUUUGAUGAUGAUGCGGCUCGCUAUGUGCCUCUUCCAACGAAGCUCACUCUGAGGAAGAAGAGGGCCAAGGAGGGAAGAUCCACUGAUGAAGUGGAGCACUUCCCAGUGCCUGCCUCCAUCACCGUGAGGCAGCGGCCCACUGUCACUGCAAUCGAGCUAAAGGAGUCGGGGGUUUAUUCGAAUUCAAAGGGGAAAGCAAAGAUGACGAGGGGAAUGGAUGAUGAUGAGGGGCUCGAGUCGCCAGAAAGGUAUGCAGAAAGGUAUGCGCGGCCUCAAGAGAUGAUGGAGGAGCAAUCCAGUGGAGCUGAGGAGUAUUCCGACUAGGCCAUUGUUAACAGUUAUGGGAUUGUGAAGCAAGUAGAUCUCCCGACUCGAUGCCACAGGUGGAGGAGUCAGGGAACAGGAGCCGGCUCUUGUACUUUGUAAUUUUUGUACUUACGAAAAUUUUUCCAUUUGUAUUUGCACUAUAUAUGUUAUUGGUUUUAGUCAAAAUAAAGCUUUGCUUAUAAUAAAUAUAGUGCUUGGAAGUAGUA